UAAGUGCUGUGAUAGGGGGUGUGAUAGUACCCAUCAUUCUCAUCGCAAUACUACUAAUUACUUUGGUGAUGUAUAGAAGGAUCAAACAAAGACGUUUAGAGGCUGAACCAGCCACGUCCCCAUCAAACAAUACACGUGAGACCUCAUCUAAGUAUGAGAACCCUGUAUUUGAUGACUCCAAGCAAGACCCCAAUACUUACGAAGACCUUAAUAUUGACACCAAUACAUACCAAGAUCUCAAUACAGAUACCCCAAACUACCAGAAUCUUACCGACCCCCAUACCUAUCAAGAUCUAAAGAAACCCAACACCGACGUUACCUAUCUAGAAGCCAUAACAUCAGAUCCGGGAGACACUUACGAAGAAAUAUAGAGGCAGCCCUAGCAAGGCAGAGGCUUGGGUAUGGUGCCAGCAUUGAUACAUGCUGGAUCAACAAUAAUGAAUAUGUUAUGCAAUACACAGAGUUGGUAAUAUUUAUCAUGGUGCUCAUACUUCCUUACUAUGUGCUCAUACUACGGUAGUACACUAUUUCAAUUGAUGCAAGAAUUAUAACGAAACUUAAACAGCUACUUUAUACUAGUGUUAUAGAAACAGUAAAUAUCUUGUGUGGUUUUUAUAUCAUUACUAGUUUGUAAAUAAAGGGAUGAAAGGAUAAUUUACGUGUAAAUUCUUUGAAGUAACUGUCA
Strongylocentrotus purpuratus (purple sea urchin) is the source of this 685-nucleotide messenger RNA. RefSeq lists its product as uncharacterized. The record is from RefSeq and is a predicted model, not a curated record. NCBI's taxonomy places the organism in Eukaryota, Metazoa, Echinodermata, Echinoidea, Camarodonta, Strongylocentrotidae. The transcript has 2 exons. The coding region runs from base 69 to 371 and encodes 100 amino acids.